This is a messenger RNA of Vitrella brassicaformis, 1689 nucleotides long. The record is from the annotation of a GenBank genome assembly. Lineage: Eukaryota; Vitrellaceae.
AUGAGUGAUCUGCCAAAGCGACUUCUGAUGUCGGUCAAGCAGCCCACUCAGCUCACUAUCAACACGCCUCAGCCCUGAGCUGACACCGCUUCUCUUCUCUCCCUUCGGCGUCAAGCUCGCAUGAGGCGGUGAAUUGCAGCAGGGUGCCGCAGAGUGAAAGAAGAAGGAGAAGAGAGCAUCAGGUGGGAUAGACGAAGCAAAAACAAUAGAGAAACACACAGGUCCGUUCCCUUCGGUGUCUGUCUGUCUGUCUGUCUGUGUGGUUCAGGUACUGCCGGUGUUGCGGUGCGACGAUGGAGGCCGAGUUGGCCGUUGUUUGUGCCGCUUAGCGACUGUAAGAGGGCAGCGACCGACCGGAAGCCUGUUGAUGCUGCAAACACCUGCUUCUUUGUGUGUUUCUGUUCACGCCAGGGCUCAGUACUACUACGGCCAUGCAGCCGACUGGUGCGACGCCCUCAUCCCAGCCUUCCCCUUCGUCGGUCCCCUCUCUGCUCGGCAUGGCCAUCGGCAGGGCGGCCGACAUGGCCAUGUCGCCUCACGCCGCCAGACGGGAUGCACUCCGCUCUCUCAUCGCCACGAUCAAGAGCAGCCACCCCCACAAAGUGGACAUGAUGCUGCAGCUCGUCAAGCAGCACGUCGAGGCGGUCAUGAGUCGUCUGGGCGUGCAAGACGUCCUGGACUUCGACAUCGUUGAUCUGGAGGGCGGCAUGAAGGUGGCCUACGUGCUUGCAGCCGGCAGUGGCGAGGAGUGGCGGGCGAUGGGGCAGUUCAUUCGGCUGGCCGCCAUCUACCGGCUGACCCCCAGUGCGGCUCUGCCCCUGCGGCUGUCGGCUCACUCGUGGGAGAUGGCGACAUUCCACGAGCUGCCCCUGGCUAUGGCCAUCUACCGCCUCUUCGGCCACCUACUCAACUACAAGGGGACCAGCCUGGCGCUGCAGCUGUCGGAUCGGCGCUAUGGGGGCUAUCGGAUCGGCGACAAGACGUUUCGCGUGGUGCCUCUUGGUGAUCUGCCGGGCGGCCAUCCCUAUGCUGACAGCUACAAGCGGAGCGACCCUGCCGUCCGAGACCCCGGUCGCCGCCCUGACCUCUAUCCCACCUUCUCGGCGUUUCUGCUGCGCAUGGUGGUCUCCUGCUGGAGGGAUGAAGAUGGGGUGGGUCAGAGGCGGGUGCUCCUCGCGCGCCGUGGUGACCCUCGCCGUGGCCGUGUGCUCACCGAGGGCAUCCCGGGAGAUCUGGGCAUCGCUGUGGACCAUCGUCACGACCAUGGCAAUCUGAAUGCUGCUGAUGCAAGAAAUUAUCGAUUGGUGAUAGUGAGCGGCUUUAGGCCGGGCGAGACCGCUGCUGUCCAUCUGGUGGGGGAGCUGGGCGUGGGGGGGUACGCCAUCCAUCUCUUGACGACCGAGGCACCUGUCGACGAUCCGUCUGAGCUGCCCGCCCAGCGCUUCCCGCUGUCGAUGCCCCUGUGGUGUGGCGUACUGCGGCACUUCAACCUGGAGACCGAUGUUAUCAAUGAGGGGUUGUGGUUGUUAUGAGUGUCGGCGAGGGUCAGGUCUGUCUGUCAGACUGACUGUGUGCCGUGAAACGAUGAGUGUUUUUGUCAGACUGACUGACUGCAUGGCUCCACUCGUGUGGUGAACGAAUGAAUUGAUCACACACCGAAGAGAAAGAGAGAGAGGGAGUCCAUGAUGC